AUGAAUGUCUGUAUAUUGCGCUUUAAGACGCUGCCCCUGCGUAUUUUACCUUUUUCUUUCUGAGUGGUCAGUGGCACACUGGUGCUUCUUGCCCCUGCGUUGGACGGGCACGCGCGCGCGUGCGUAUGAGCUGGUCGGGGUGCGCAAUUUACAGGCAGAGUGAUUUAGAUUCUCUUAAGCAAGCUGAAGUAGCAGUUGCAUUCUUUUGUCGCUUCUCUUCUUGGCUGCCUCAUGGGGCCGCAGUGUGGCUUCUUACCACGGGGAGAGCUGCGCCCGGUGAGUACCCUGAGGUCUUCAGUGUCCGGAGUUCUGCUCUCAGCUAACUCGAGUGGCGCCUCCGCUUUUUAACUCCAAUUGAGAAGAGUACGGAGCCGACAACUCGAUCAUCCGUUUUUGCACAAGAUCGCAGGGGUUUGUGGAUCAUGGUACCGAUAAGGCUCUACUCCUCUUCAGUCCCGAUCAUUAAUAAUUCAUCUUUGAGCGUCUAGAUGUGUAAGGAAGACUAGAAAGUGUUCCCAUCUUAACACUGCGGAGAGGACCAGUGGCGACUGCAAAGCGGACGUCCCGGACCCGGAGGAGACGGACUUGGCUUGUCACUCGGCGUGUUCUUCAUUAUGCGUCUGCAAAAGUCUCUACUGGCUGUUCUCGCCCUAACGGCUGGCUUGGCUAGCUACGUGCAGCUGGUGAGGGCGCAAAAUGACACUGAGCCUAUAGUGCUGGAGGGGAAGUGCCUGGUGGUCUGUGACUCGAACCCCGCGACUGACACAAAGGGGUCGUCAUCUCCCCUCGGAAUUUCCGUGCGAGCAGCUAAUUCCAAAGUGGCCUUCUCCGCGGUUCGGAGCACGAACCACGAACCAUCGGAGAUGAGCAACAAGACGCGAAUCAUCUACUUCGACCAGAUUCUUGUUAAUGUAGGCAACUAUUUCACUCUUGAGUCUGUUUUUGUAUCACCGAGGAAAGGAAUAUACAGUUUUAACUUUCAUGUCAUUAAAGUUUAUCAGAGCCAAACCAUCCAGGUGAACCUGAUGCUUAAUGGAAGACCAGUGAUUUCUGCAUUUGCUGGAGAUAAGGAUGUGACCCGUGAGGCUGCCACUAAUGGAGUCUUGUUAUUCCUUGAAAAAGAGGACAAGGUCUAUUUGAAAUUGGAGAAAGGAAACCUAGUGGGAGGCUGGCAAUACUCAACAUUCUCUGGCUUUCUAGUUUUCCCUUUGUAAAGCUGGAAUGUUUCCUGUGCGAUCCAUUAUCAUGCUCCAGUUGCCAUUCCAGCUCUGUAAACAACUUGAAACUUCAAAGUGUUGUCAUCCUUGUGGAUAAAUCUCAGUUCCAAAAUAUAGCUUUAUGCUCUGGCCUGAGAGAGAGAGAAAUGAUAUCAAUCUUUGUUUUCGCUAACUUCUUUAUUGGGAAAUUGAUUCUAGACAAGUCCAAGUUGUCACUCAUCCCAAAGUUACUGAGCUUUCAUCUUGUCCAGAUUGCCUCGAUCAACCAAAUAAUUCCAGAGCUCAUAUUCUUGUUUCAUCGGUGCCCUCAGGCAAACCCUUAGAGUGCUCUGACUCCAUAAUCAAUGUCGAAAGCAUUUCAACUUGAAAGUGCAGUGAAAAAUAUAUGGACUUCUGGAGUUAACAUUAUAUUAAUUUUUAGUUUGCUGUCAUUUUGUUCAGAUUCCAUACUUUGUCAGUCCAUGUCAGAAGAUUGAACUCCAUAACCUGUAAAGGAAGGCCACAUCAGAAGGUACCCCUGAUGACACAGGUUGUCAUGGAUUUCUUUCUAACAUUGGUCAUGUCCACAAUUUGUGGAAUUUGUGACAGUAGCACUCAUUCCAUGAUUUGCCAGAUAGGAUUAUGUGACGGCAAAUGAGCCAAAGCCACCCUUACAAAAUGUAAUAACUUCUGGGAAUCAGACAGAAGAACGAUGUAUGGCUGGAUUAAGAAAUAAUUUGCUUGAAAAGAAAACAAGGUGCUCCUGAUUGAGGGUUUUGGAUUUGAGCAUUGCUUAAAAAAAAAUAAAAAAGCCUGUUGAACUUGUACGUAAUGAGUUAAGAGACUUCUACGCUCCGAUGUGAUGAACUUUUUGGAUCAGUCCAUCGACGGAUGCCCUUGAACUUGUGCAUAUUGAAUUAUGAGACUCCUAUACCAUAAUGUGAAGCUCUUUUUGGAACCACUCUCAAAACAAAAAAUAUUUGUCCUGGGCAAUUCCAAAGAGACCACUGAUUUACUAAGCAAUGCACAGCUGUUCUAUAAAUUGUUCUGUCUCUUCCAUCUGCUAUUACAUGAGGAAGUGGAGUUGAUGAGUCUUUAUCUACCGGUACCAUAUGGAUUCACUGGCUAGGAACUACUUAGCUCUUGAGUCCAAAGGUUUGGAAUCGCUUUU
Polypterus senegalus (gray bichir) is the source of this 2367-nucleotide messenger RNA. It is a transcript of the gene cbln4, whose product is annotated as cerebellin 4 precursor. Lineage: Eukaryota; Metazoa; Chordata; Cladistia; Polypteriformes; Polypteridae. Gene Ontology annotation, molecular function: protein binding. The transcript is spliced from 3 exons. The record is from RefSeq and is a predicted model, not a curated record. The coding region runs from base 615 to 1214 and encodes 199 amino acids.